Plutella xylostella (diamondback moth) is the source of this 3823-nucleotide messenger RNA. The record is from RefSeq and is a predicted model, not a curated record. NCBI's taxonomy places the organism in Eukaryota, Metazoa, Arthropoda, Insecta, Lepidoptera, Plutellidae.
UGAACGUCAUAUUUUGAAAGUUUUUAUUCUUGUCAAAUUUCGCAAAACACAAAUUUUAUCUGCCGUCGUGUUGCAGCCCAUAUUUAUUGGAUUUUGGACAUUUCUGAUUACCUUAAAAGCUGUUUUAUGUGCGAUAUGGUGGCCGGAAGCUCAUAACGCGUUUGAUGACACUGCGAUGAAAAUUGCUGGACGAGAGAGAAAAGUCAAUAGGGAAGAAGACUCAUACGCAAGACGGAUAGAAGCAUCUCGCCACAACUCUGAACUUUCACAGGUGUUUCAGCAGCGCGGGUCGACCACUCUACGGAACAUCCAUGACAACUACCAAGUUCUGAUCAAGCCUAAAUUACACCGAAGCAACUCUCUCUCUGAUCUUACCACCAACCCUAGCGAUUACAACUUCCCAGCAUUCGUCCUGUUCAAGCACAGCGGUCGGGGCUCGUGGGGCGAGCGCUCCGGAGACAGCGCGGCUACUCCCCGGGAGCGCCGGGACCAGCACCCACACAUGUCGUGGAAUGUCAAGUCUAAAAAAGAAAAAAAGAAGAGUGUAACAUCAGGGACGGCCGGGGCUAAAUUUGCUAAUGAGUACAUGAGGGCGGACACACACAUCUCCUCGUGCGCUGAAAACUCCAGUGAGUGCAGUAUCGACCACCUGGCUAGCAGGCACGGGGCUGCGUUUCCAUUUCAAUCUACGCCUAGUGGAAAUUUAAAAGUGCAAUCAAAUCAGGUGGUGUUCCAGUCGUCGACGGUGGGCGUGCUGCUGGCGGACCCCUCGCAGGCGCAGGUGCAGGUCAAGUUCCAGGGGAACUCCGGCGUGGAGCCCGGGGACCUGGGGCAGAACUUGAAUGACUUAAACAUGGAAAGCCAGAUGAUCUACGGCAGCCGGGACCUGUCGAGCCAGGUGUACCACCUCAAGACCACGGUGGAGCGACCGGCGCGGCCCCCCGGCAAAGACCGGGACCUGGAGAGCCUGGGGUAUGGCGCCGGCGCCGCAGUCGACUGGCGACACGUCACGCUGCCGAAGAAACAGGAUCUGGUGCAAGAGUUUAUCAGGAGGAUUCAUAAUUAUGUUAACACGGACACGGUGGUGCACAUCGGCGACGAGCAGUUCCACUGCCACCACGUGGUGCUGGAGGUGUACUCCACCUUUUUCCACAUGAACCCGCACCGCGAGGUCGAGCUGCCUCUUAACAGCGUAUCUCCUGAAGCCUUCCAAACUCUAUACGAAUGGAUGAUCUUCAGCGGGCAGGACAGCAACAAGACUUUGAAGCGAGAGAACGUUAUCUCUCUCUUCUGUGCCGCCCAGUACCUGUCGGUCAAAGAUCUUGAGGAGCAAUGUUGGGCGUUCAUCGUCAAUGAGGAUAUUUUCACAGAAGACACCGCUUUCAAUCUGUACAGGGAGGCCAAGACUCGAGGGCUGAGCUCUAUUGUGGAUUUAAUGGUUCCUCGGAUCAUGCGGUUCUUCCUGCCGCUGGUGGCGUCCACUGACUUCCUCAGCUUGGAGCUCGAGGAACUCAUGACCUUCCUCAAGUCUAACUACAUCUGUGUUACCAGUGAGAUCGAAGUCCUGAUGGCUGGGGUCCGCUGGCUGCACGGCGACUGGGCGGAGCGGCGCGCGCUGGCCGUGGACGUGAUGCGGUGCGUGCGCUUCGGACUCAUCUCCCCGUGGCAGCUGGUGGACAUCAAGAGGAACCCUGACAAUGCGGAGAUACUGGAGAUUGUGAACGACCCGGAGGUGCAGCAUAUGGUUGAUGAUGGGUUGGCCUAUGUGAUAAUAAAAUACUGGUACGGAAACAACUCGAAGAAUUACUACCACUGGAUCGAUGUCUUGGGACUAUCAGAGCCGGCAGAAAGGAAUUGGAUUGGUGAAGAGAAGAAUCACGUGACGUACAAAGACUUCCUGAAAUACUUGGAUCAGUUCCUGGUGCCGAAGGAGCAGAUGUUUGAGUACAUGGCGUCCAUGCCGCUCUCCAGGAGAGACGAUAUACCAGGUACAAUGCGCGGCACAGACGACAACACUGACUCCAGAAGGUCGAAGUUCGACUUCCCGCUGCCACAGACCCUCAGAGCCUUCACCGGAGACGGCAAGGGACUGCCCAAUAUGAACGAGUUCUUUGAAUGUAAACCAAAGUCUCGCGACCCUGGCGCGGGGUCCCCAAGCGCGGGGUCCCCCGAGCUGACGGGUAUACCGGAGCUGAACCUGCAGGGCGGGAGGCCGCGCAGCCCAGACCGAGACACGCUCAAGGAUGCCGCCAUGGAGGAACGCCAAAAGUCUGCAGAACAUCAAAGGUCAUCAAACCCCGAACAACGAAGACAAACAUUCCAAAUAGCACACUGCACGGAGGGUCCUUCAAAGAAGCUGAACAUGCAGAUAUUCAAAAACUCGCAGCUGCACGACCCUCCAGAGAGGGACUCUGAGGAAGCUCGCACCACCAACAGCGAGACUAGCACGGAUACUGGCGACCGACGGAUGGAGUACGGUCAGGAGCGGCGACACAGCGUGGCCGCGUCGUACCUGGCCGCCGCCACCGCCGCGCUCGCUGGCACUAAAGCAACAAGCAACGCGCCCAUAUCGCCCACGAAGCCGCACACGUACCCGUCUCGGCAGGAGCACGCCAAGCCCGGCCCCGAGGGGCGCCUGCAGAGCCCCUCCAUCUCGCUGUUUCACGAGAGCAAGGACUCGGUUUAUAGGAAUAACUGCAACAAGCUCUCAACCUCAGCACUGGGUCCUCCGAACAAGAACUACGUGACGCCGGGCUCGCUGUUCCACUGGGACCGCGAGACCGUGCUCGUGUUCGGUGGCAUCGACCCGCACACCACGUACGGGACUGGACGGAACACCGGCAAGGACAUCUUUAGGUUCGACCCCGUCACGAACGUGUGGGACUGCGUGGGCGAGCUGCCGGAGCCGCGCCACCACCACUCCGUCGCCUUCCUCCGGGGGCGAGUCUAUCUUGUGGGCGGCGCUGACCCGCGCGACGACGACGUGCGCGGCAAGUCGGCGGUGGUGGCGACGGCGUGGAGCCUGGAGCCGGCGUCGCGCGCGUGGUACAGCGAGGCCGGGCUCGCCACGCCGAGGAAGACCUUCGCGCUCGUCGCACACAAGAUGGCGCUGUACGCUAUAGGCGGACAGGAUAAGAAGGGCAGAGUCCUCCGCUCAGUGGAACGCUUCGACCCGAAGGCGGGCGCGUGGUCGCCCGUGCGCUCGAUGCAGACGGCGCGCAUGGCGGCCGCGGCCACCAAGUACCGCGACUACAUCUGGGUCGCCGGCGGCAUGACCGGGGAGAAGAAAAGGCCGCUUUGUAGUGUGGUGGAGUGCUACAACUCUAAUACUAACGAGUGGACCGAAAUCCACCAUCUACGGUUUCCGAGAUGCUUCGCCACGCUGUUCUCCAUGAAUGACAAACUUUAUCUUGUCGGUGGAGCUGGCAGACUAUCAGAAAAGGAGAAGUCGGCGAGCAGCGUGGGCGCGGUGGACGCGUGGGACUGGGCGGCGCGCGAGUGGCGCCCGCACACGGAGCUGUCCAUCCCGCGCCACGGACACGCGCUGGCGUACCUCGGCACGCAACUUAUUGUUAUUGGUGGAGUAACAACAAUAUACAUGAGAGCCCUAAACAACGUGGAGUCGUACUGCUGCGAGCGUGGCGCGUGGAUCCGCGGCGUGGCGGCGCUGCCGUCGCCGCUGUCGGGCCACGGCGCCGUGACCCUGCCGCCCGCCUCGCUCAUGUGACCUGCCGGUAUUAGGUACCUUCACCCUACUGUUUCGAUGCCUGCAAAUUGACGGAUGAGGGGGACGUCACCCUACCACCCGCCUGCCUCGCUCAUG